Molecule: messenger RNA, 1056 nt
Organism: Naegleria fowleri
Lineage: Eukaryota; Heterolobosea; Eutetramitea; Acrasida; Naegleriidae
Exons: 1
Coding region: 1-1056 (351 amino acids)
Source: RefSeq, a predicted model, not a curated record
AUGGGAAAUUCAGUUUCGGAUAUUUUACAAAAUUCGUCGUUACUCGAACACACUUCUGCGGUGAUGGAAUCCUCCAUCGAUCCUAACAACAGAACCACAUCCACAACGAACUCCACUUCUGGUUCUCCUCUCACUUCAUCAUCUCGAUCACGAGGAAAUUCAAAAGUUCCAGAUAAUAUCGGAACAUUCCUUUGUGAUCUUAAUUUGUUAAAUUAUUUGAGUAUUCACUUUUUAUAUCAUUCCAAAUUUUAUUUGUAUUUUGAAUUGAUGAAUCGAGACUUUUUUGAAAAUGUUCGAGAGGAAGAAAUGAAAUACAUUCCUGCCAAAUAUUUGAAAAUUAAUUUAUAUCGAGUGUAUUUCGAUUGUCACGGACAUAAAAGUUCGAUCGAAGAGCAUCGAAAGUUACUAUUACAACAAUCUAUUCAAAAUUGUGAUCGAACUCAUCAUGUGGGUUUUGUAUUACCUUCACAUCUCACAAAGAAUGAAAAUAUUUGUCGACAAUGGAAGAUUUUAGAUUUGAAAACUUUUUAUACCAUUCUCGAAAGAGCCAAAAUCGAAUGCCAUGUACAUCAAUUAUUUAAUAAUCAUCAACAAGAAACACAAAGUCAGAAAUUCCGUGAAGAACAAUGGUCCUCCUCCUCUUCCUCUUCAACAGUGACACCAAAAAUCUCAACCUCUCCCUUGUCACAUUCUUCUCACAAUGAAAAAGCCAUUCAUGAUCUUCUUGAAAAGGAAUGUUCACACCAAUGUGACACUUCCAAAACCACAGAAGAAGAAGAAUUGUGUUGUAUUUGUAUGGAUGCUCCAACAACCAUUGCAACUGGAUGUUGUAAUUCACAAUUUUGUGAACCAUGUCUUCAAGCAUGGAAUCAAAGGAAUGAAACAUGUCCCAUGUGUCGAAAACCAUUAAAUGUGACAAAUUCGGAGGACAAGACGAAUGCAGAUUCAUGGGUGACUGUUCAGAAGGAUGAUUUUAUACUGCCACGAGAAGAAGUGGCGAAUCAAUUUUUGAGAUUUGUGAAUACAUUGGCAAAUCCUCUUCCUUUUCACUAUUGA